Ostertagia ostertagi is the source of this 306-nucleotide messenger RNA. The record is from the annotation of a GenBank genome assembly. Lineage: Eukaryota; Metazoa; Nematoda; Chromadorea; Rhabditida; Trichostrongylidae.
AUGCCAAAGUCAGUGACACUCACACCGGCUGAUGGAACCAAGGGAUCGAUAACACCUGUGAUAAAAAUGCUGCCAAACACCAUGCAAGGAUGCCGUCAGAUGAAUAUAAUUUGUAAAACUCCAGCUGGUUUCACCAGAUCGAACAUGAUCUUCAACGGAGUUGCUCCAGCGAAAGCCGGCAAAGACGUCACAGCUCUGGUGUCGUGCUUCCAAUCUUCAUGGCGCACCUCCCUUGCAGGCUCAUAUAUCUAUGUGAACAGUGUGAAAUGCAGAGGGACGAACGAUUCUGCACUGCAAUCUACAUAG